CCCCCCCCCUGAUCUCCAUCUUCCCUCCCUCCGAAAGUUCACCUCUCAGUUUAGGCCGACAGUUAAAUCUGCUCUUUACCAGCUUCUUCUCCAAAACUUCUAAAUUUAGCCUUCCACGUUCUCUUAUUUUUCGUGCUCUGCGCUGCAUGCAUUCCCAGAAUCAAUGCUUAAGUUUUGAUAGAGAGACUCCCAGAAGGAUCUAUGAUUUCCGUUCUCUGACAAGUACAUAGAUUCGCUAUCAAGAACGACGCUUUAAAAAUUGCUCCUUUUUUAACUCGCUCACACAACGCUCAACAUGAUUUCCAUUGCCUCCCCCGAGCUCCACCCUCACGAGGUCUCCCCGCCUGCUUCAGCGCCGCCGCCGCCACAGGCAGAAACCAUCAUCUUCCGGUCUAGGCUCCCCAACAUUCCCAUCCACAACGAUGUUCCCCUCCACACCUAUUGCUUUGAGAAACUAACAGAGUUCGCCGACAACCCCUGCCUCAUCGCUGGCCCGACCGGCCAAACCUACACCUUCGCCGAGACCCACCUCAUCUGCCGCCGUACAGCUGCCGGCCUCGCUCACCUCGGCAUCAAGAAGGGCGACGUUGUUCUCAUCCUCCUCCAAAACUGUCCACAGUUCGUCUUCACCUUCAUCGGGGCCUCUUUUCUCGGCGCUGCCGCGACCACUGCUAAUCCAUUCUGCACGCCAGCUGAAAUCCACAAGCAAUUCACUUCCUGCAGCGCGAAGAUCGUCAUCACUCAGUCUAUAUACGUGGACAAACUCCGAGGCUGGAAAGAAUUCGGCGCCGGGCUCAUUGUUAUCACCGUCGACGAUCCGGCGGCGGGAUGUUUACCUUUCUCCGUUCUGUCCGCCGCCGACGAGGCGGCGGUUCCUGAGGUAUCGAUCGACGCCAACGAUACGGUGGCUCUGCCGUUCUCGUCGGGCACGACGGGAUUGCCCAAAGGGGUGGAGCUGACUCAUAAAAGCUUGAUAUCGAGCAUUGCGCAGCAAGUUGAUGGUGAAAACCCGAAUCUUUAUUUGAGAAUCGACGACGUGGUGCUCUGCGUGCUUCCUCUGUUUCACAUCUAUUCCCUCAACUCUGUUUUGCUCUGCUCGCUUAGGGCGGGUGCGGCCGUGGUGAUGAUGCCAAAAUUUGAGAUCGGGGCAAUGCUGGGCUUGAUUGAGAGGCAUAAGGUGACGGUGGCGGCGGUGGUGCCGCCAUUAGUGCUAGCUCUGGCGAAGAAUCCGAUAGUGGAGAGAUAUGAUUUGAGCUCAAUAAGGAUCGUUAUCUCUGGUGCGGCGCCGCUCGGGAAGGAGAUGGAGGACGCUCGGUGUCGGCUGCCGCAUGCGAUUCUCGGACAGGCAGCCGACGGCGGCCAAGUCCGGCAGCUGCGGCACCAUCGUCCGCAAUGCAGAGCUGAAGGUUAUCGAUCUAGAGACCGGCUUCUCCCUCCACCGAAACAAGGCCGGCGAGAUCUGCAUCCGUGGAGAUCAGAUCAUGAAAGGCUAUCUCAAUGACCAGGAAGCUACUUUGGCGACUAUUGAUAUGGAAGGGUGGCUUCACACGGGGGAUGUUGGCUAUGUGGAUGAUGAUGAUGAGGUUUUCAUUGUUGAUAGGGUCAAAGAGCUCAUCAAAUUCAAGGGUUUUCAGGUUCCUCCGGCUGAGCUUGAAGCACUUCUUCUAAGCCAUCCUUGUAUUGCUGACGCGGCCGUUGUCCCACAGAAGGAUGAAGCUGCUGGUGAGGUUCCAGUUGCUUUCAUUACUCGAUCCACUGACAAUAUUGAACUCACUGAGGAUGAUGUGAAAGAGUUCAUAGGGAAGCAGGUGGUUUUCUACAAGAGAUUGCAUAAGGUUUAUUUUGUUCAUGCGAUACCAAAAACUCCAGCAGGGAAGAUUUUGAGGAAGGAGCUGAGAGCCAAGUUAGCUAAUGCCCCAGCUCAGUAAGGUUCUCCCCAGUAAGAGAGUCCCAAAGCUAUAAGUGUGGUUGCCACUGAGUGUUGAGUUCAUGCAUUGAUUUAAUUAGUUAUGAUUUCAAAUGAUAAUGACUGGCCAAUAAAUUUGAGAAAUUCCAUUUGAUGGUGUUAUAGCCUUUCUUUAUCAUGGAACUUAAUGUUGUCAUAAUGUGGUGUUCUCAAAAUUUAUUAAUUUUGAUGUUCUUGUUGCUAUUCCGAGCGGUA
Molecule: messenger RNA, 2161 nt
Organism: Phalaenopsis equestris
Lineage: Eukaryota; Viridiplantae; Streptophyta; Magnoliopsida; Asparagales; Orchidaceae
Product: probable 4-coumarate--CoA ligase 2
Molecular function (GO): 4-coumarate-CoA ligase activity
Source: RefSeq, a predicted model, not a curated record